UUGUUUUGCGAACAGACGGAACGUUUACAAAUUAUUCCGCAAAGGCUAUAUACUAUAUAUAUUUUGUUUAUUGAGGCAUAUACGUGAACGAAACACUAAUUAAAAUGUGCAACGCUUGUUGGGAGUGCCUAAAAUGCCCGGGCAAAGUGGUUUGCUGUUGCUGUCAAUGCGCCUGCAAAAUGGUCAUGAGCAUUAUAUGCUCUUUCAUAGUUCUCUUGGUAAUUAUCGGUUUGAUCGUCUACUUCACCGUCUACUACCACAAGGACAACAACAACGAUGCACAGAAACAGGUGGAGAAAAUGCUGCCAAUUGUCAAGAGAAGUAUACGCGAUUACUUCAACAAGGAGGUCUAGAGUAAUGCGACGCUCAAAAGAAUUUAUAAUAUAAGUUAUAAUAGUCAACGAAUAAAAUAAUAAUAAUAAAAAAAACGA
Messenger RNA from Drosophila novamexicana, 431 nucleotides. RefSeq names its product protein midgut expression 1 (gene mex1). The transcript has 2 exons. The coding region runs from base 105 to 353 and encodes 82 amino acids. The record is from RefSeq and is a predicted model, not a curated record. NCBI's taxonomy places the organism in Eukaryota, Metazoa, Arthropoda, Insecta, Diptera, Drosophilidae.